AUGUCCUCAUCCAGCAACUCUACCAACUUCGUGACCGUUGCCUUGUUCGGUGCCACGGGUGUCACUGGCUUGCUGUUACUUCGCGUCCUGUUGUCGCGGGGAUAUCGCGUACGCGCGUUUACUCGGUCUCCCAGCAAGAUACCGGCAGACCUCUCGGGGUCUGAUCAGCUGACGGUCAUUGUCGGCGAGCUGACGGAUGCCGACAAGUUGCGAGAAACGGUGGUCGGCACUGAUGCUGUAGUCAACAUGCUUGGACCCUACGCAGGCCACCAUCCUGCCGGCACGCCGAUCACAAAAGGGAUGGAGAUUGUGGUGAAACUCAUGGAUGAGUUCGGCAUCAAACGAUACAUCGCGCUCUCCACUUGCGCGCUACCGCAUCACACGGACCGGCUGAACGCCGUCACGCUGCUGAUCAGCAACGUAGCCGUCCGAAUCUUCGACCGCGACUGCUGGGCCGAGUUUGUCGCCAUGGGUUAUCUCGUGUUCGAGCGGCCGCACCUGAACUGGACCUUGCUCCGUGUCGGCCUCAUGGUGGGAUCGUCGUUGAGCGACGAUCCGAGCAAGGGCAACGUCGGCCCUCCAGGCGACGGCAUCACUCGUAUGUGGAUCAGGCGCGAACAGAUCGUGUGGAGGACGGUAGAGGCGCUUGAGAAGGGCGCGUGGAUUCGAGAGAUGCCCUACAUCAGCGCAUGA
Messenger RNA from Punctularia strigosozonata HHB-11173 SS5, 693 nucleotides. RefSeq names its product NAD(P)-binding protein. The record is from RefSeq and is a predicted model, not a curated record. Lineage: Eukaryota; Fungi; Basidiomycota; Agaricomycetes; Corticiales; Punctulariaceae. The transcript is spliced from 3 exons. Bases 1 to 693 code for a protein of 230 amino acids.